Messenger RNA from Melanotaenia boesemani (Boeseman's rainbowfish), 2613 nucleotides. RefSeq names its product gap junction protein beta 8 (gene gjb8). Lineage: Eukaryota; Metazoa; Chordata; Actinopteri; Atheriniformes; Melanotaeniidae. The record is from RefSeq and is a predicted model, not a curated record. The transcript is spliced from 2 exons. Gene Ontology annotation, biological process: cell communication. The coding region runs from base 169 to 954 and encodes 261 amino acids. Gene Ontology annotation, cellular component: connexin complex.
UCCCGUGCAGACCUCAUCACCAAAGAUCCAAAACCUGAUUCUGCUGCGACGCGCAGGGGAAAAAAGAGGAUUUACUACUUUUCCUUCUUCAUGGAAACGGUUUAAGUGUUCUUUGUGUAAACUCCGCAGAGACAGGUUGUCUGAGCCUCCAGAGUGCUCUUUGCCACAAUGAGUUGGGGUGCGCUGUAUGCCCAGCUGGGCGGUGUCAACAAACACUCCACCAGUCUUGGGAAGAUCUGGCUCUCUGUCCUUUUCAUCUUCCGCAUCACCAUACUGGUUCUGGCUGCUGAGAGCGUCUGGGGGGACGAGCAGUCAGACUUCACAUGCAACACGCAGCAGCCAGGCUGUAAAAACGUCUGCUAUGACCACUUCUUUCCUGUGUCACACAUCCGCUUGUGGUGCCUGCAGCUCAUCUUUGUCUCCACACCAGCCCUGCUGGUAGCCAUGCACGUUGCCUACAGAAAACGUGGGGAUAAGAGGACCAUGCUGGCCUCCAAUGGAACUGAAAAGAUGUCAGAUACUGACCUGGAGACGCUGAAGAAGAGGCGCCUUCCCAUCACAGGUCCACUGUGGUGGACCUACACCUGCAGCUUGUUCUUCCGGCUCAUCUUUGAAGGUGGGUUCAUGUAUGCACUGUACUUUGUCUACGAUGGCUUCCAGAUGCCCCGGCUUGUGAAGUGUGAGCAGUGGCCUUGCCCCAACAAGGUGGAUUGCUUCAUCUCCAGGCCAACAGAGAAAACCGUCUUCACCAUCUUCAUGGUGGCCUCAUCAGCCACUUGCAUGGUGCUGAAUGUGGCUGAGCUGUUCUACCUCAUUACCAAAGCACUCCUGAGGUGCUCGAGCAGUUCAAACAAGAGAAAACACCCUUACACGGAGAGCGUGACUCGGGACAACAAGAAGAACGAGAUGCUGCUGUCAUCCUCCACAGAUUCAUCUAACAAGACUAUGUGUUGAGAAGCAAAGAGAAGGAAGAAUUGUAAACCCUUCCUCAUAGUUUCUGUCUGCAUUUUGGUACUUGGACUUUUAAUGUGAGCAUCCUCCAUCUUGUCAAGGGAUGCACAUUCUCAGUCUGAAGUUCAGUAACAUAGGAUGCAACAGUAUCCCUGAGGAAAACUGACCAAAAUGUUUUCUUUUUUUUUUUUUUCUUUUUCUUUUUCUUAAAUAUGCCACUUACGGCAGCGCAGUGUUUCUCCCAGUUGUAUAUUUUUCUGUAUGGUUGAGUUUCAACCAUUGAAAUUUCGUUUCUGACUUGAAUUGAAUGAUUUACAAUCUGGGUUGCUUGCUAAUAUUCAGCCAGGGUAAUUCAACCCUAAAUGGGAGGAUGUGUUCAUAACUUUCUGUUGAUGAAGGUUUUUCUCUGAGCUCAUUCUUCUAAGAAUCUGGUACAGAACCAGUUCAAAAAUCAAAGUUAAUUUAAUGGUGAAAUAUUACCAGAUAUAAGACAGAUUUGGAUCUAAUCCAGGCCAUUUUGGCACUUAUGGCUCAGCUGGUGCCCCCACAUUUAGACCAAACAUUCAUUCCUUUAUGGAAAUCAAUUUCACUUUGAGAGCCUGUCACUGUACUUUUUAUACACUGGUAAUUACAUUUCGCUGAUGCUGUAAUAUGCUGAGCACAGUUGCUUAACUGGUGGAGGUUUGAGCCAGAGGACAAUGAUCCAACACUGACACCUAGUGGUGAAAGUGGAACCCCUGCAGACACAGCUUUCUCAAAGCUUAUUUUAGGUCAGGGGGACAAAUUGAGCCAUGAAAAGUGAACGAUUAUUUGCCGUGUCUAGUUUACAAAGGAUUACAUUUGAUUUUUAAUUAAUAUUUUAAAGUUUUGUUAAAAUCAGAUGAGUUUUAUGAUCCUACUGUGCUGAAUGAAGUGGGCUUUUUCAAAAUUUUUUGUGUGUUUGGACUUAAUUAAAAUAGAGUGCGUGAAUCAAAUAUGAUGAAAAUCUUACCUAUCACACCAGUGGCUUAAAAGAUUUGAUGCCUAUGAUUAUAUCAAAUCAGAAUGUCUUUUAUUUUAAGAAAUAUCACAUACAGUAAGUUAGAUAACUUGAAAUCACUGAGAAUGCGUUUCUUAUUUUUACACAUGUAACAUUUGGUAAAUAUGUGAUAAAUGGAUGUAUGUUUUGUACAAGAUGCCAGCAAGGACAAGAAGCCUUGUCAAGAGAUAAUAGUUUAAAUGUGUGAAUUAGUUCAAGUGAAAUUAGUUUUUUAAAGUGGUUGGGUAAAAAAGCAAUUAAACAAGAGAGUAAUAUUUAUUCUGCUUAUUCUGAUGCUAAAUGGGUUAUGAUGAAUACUUCUUAACCAAUUUAUAUAUAUAUAGAGAUAUAUAUAUAUCUAUAAAUAUAUAUGUUUUGCUUAUGCUUUGUCUAAGACUAAGAAUUUUAGGUGGGAAACUUUAGUUUAGGAAGUAAUGUGCAGGUUGACAUUUUGCCUUUGGUUACCAUCAUCUGAUUUCUGCUUUUUGAGACAGAAGUUUUCCUGCUCCUGAACUAUUUAGACUUUGUGUUAUUGUUCCUGCGGUGUUUACUGACCCCAGCUGGUGGAAUCAUAUUUCAGCAUGUGCCUUAUUUUAGCCACUGCACUAAUCACUGCUCAGCCUUUUAAUGUGGCCGAUCUCAAA